ACAUGUUUGAAGAUGAAGAGGAUGACAAUGACUUGGAGAAUGAGGAAAUUGCACCAGAAGUGCCUGCUUCAGAUCCAUAUAUACAGGACCUGAUACCAAAUCCAGUGGCAUGUGACCAGACAUCUGCUGAACAUAAGAAACAUUUCUUUGAUGAGGAAUCUGGUUUGUGGCAGUUUGAGUCUCUGAGCAACCACCAACCACUGGAAGAAGGUGAUCCUGUACUACAAGCAGCCAUGAGACAUCGACUUUCUUUGCUUGAUGGCUUGAAUGGUGCGCAGAGAGAUUUUGAGGGCAAUCUGUGGAGAGACCGAUCGGGGCCAUUUUCCUUGUAUCCUCCUGCUAUCUAUGGACCAUGUCUUUGUGGGGCUGGUUAUUACAAUGCAUAUACAAUGCCUGUGGGUAUUCUGUCUGAUGUCAAAUACCAGACCAUUGUUUAUACAACAAAUGGUCCUUGUCGGUUCGAGGUAAAAUUUCGUGAAUGUUUGCAGAGAAACCAUGAUUGCCUCAUGCCAUAUGAUGGAUCAAGUCACUGCCUGCACUUCCUCAGUAGGAACACAGCUGCUGGGGAUGAAAUUGGUUGGGAUUUUGUGGAUAGAGUGUUAAACACUAACAUAACUUUUUCAGCCUAUUGUACACUGAUGACUAAUCAGUAUCAGCGCCUGUAUUCUUUAUCUGCUAAAUUUAUGUCUCCACAAACGUUUAUUGCUUGGUGCUUCUCAUGGGCUUCUAAUUUCAAAGUAGAUUUCAGGGUGGUCUGUGAUAUCUGCAAAUAUGAACCUAAAUACCUUGCUUGUGAUGGAACAAAAAUAGGAAUUAAUUUCCGACAUGCUUCAGUUACCCCUAUUGAGAUUCCUUCCACAGAUGUUAAGGUUGAUCCCUGUCAUAGGAGAAAUGAGAGAGCUUUUAUUCAUUAUAAGCAAGGAGAUUUAGACAUUGCUGCAAACAUUAAAUGCAGGGAACAUUUGCUUUAUUUGUCCAAAUAUCACAGGGGUUUACUAAAGGAUGAUCAGAAGCUGCCAUGGAAUGACCAAACGGAUAGAACAAACCUACUUGUUGAGACUGUGGAUAGGGAUUGCAGGGAGAUUGUAAAGCGAUUUUCUCUAGGAGAAUAUUCAAACUUGCUUCAGUUCAAAUUGGCCAUUGUCUUUGCAGUCUUAUCCAGCAAUUCCUCUCUCACCAGCCUCAUUCCUUAUCGUUAUCUCACUCUGACAGCAUUUAUUAUAACAUCUCUGAGAAAUGCUGUCGAUUCAGAUUGUGAUUUUGUUAAUGAUCUUGGACAAUUUUCUCCAGAACUUCGAGAUAUUGUACAUUUUGCUUUAGAUAAUAGAGAAUCACUUCUCGAAGUUCUGGAUUUUAUUGAAUAUUUGGUUUUAAGAGUAAAAGACAUUCAUGGAAAAAAUAAGGCACCAGAUUUUGCUGUUCCUCAACCUGGAACUUGCAAUCCAGAAAAAUAUGGCAGGGCAUAUUAUUUUAAUCCAACAGGUGAGCAACUCGGGCACCUUCCCAAAUACAGUAUGAAUGAACAUGCUACCUCAAAAAACUAUGAUGAUCAGCCUGCUAGAGAGGAAGAAAAGUGUAACAAACUUUUUCCUCAGGUCUCGAGGAAGGGCACAACAUACUUAUUUUUAUGGUUUGAUCCCAAGCAUUAUGGACAUUGCUAUGGAUAUCACAUGAUUCCAGGAUCUGAAGGCAGGAAAGAUCCUUUUACAUCUGCAUAUUUGUAUUUGGAGAAGGCACCUGAGGAACUUUUCUAUGACUUCAGUUGCCAGCUUGAGGAAUAUUGUUUGAACAGAGAACCUGGUUAUUGGCAAAACACCAGAUUUUGGCAUGAUGUGUUUCAUGGGUUUAGCCACAAGUGUCCAGUUACAUACAAGUCAAGACGCAUUUUGUCACUUAGAAAAAAACACAGAAAUAUGUGAAUAAUUCAAUUCCUUUAUCCAACGAAUCAAAUAUUCUGCUAGAGCCAUGUCAUUGGGUAAAUUUAACCACUAUUUGCAGUUCAUGAUACACCAAUGGUGCAUUAAGAAAAAAGCAAGUUUCCAAAAGAGAUGCAAUGUUGCUGCAACCUAUUUAUUAUAGUGUUUAAGAUUUCUCAUGCACUGUCAGUUUUGUUCUGUAAAUAACUUCUACAAUGUACUGAGUAAAACUGCAUUUUGUCACUAGGGAAAAAUGGACAGAAAUAUAUAUGAGCAAUUCAUUUUGUGUAUCCAUUGAAUGAAAUAUUCUGCCAUAACCUUGUUGAUAUGUAAAUUUAACUACUUUUUGUGGCUCGUGAUUCACCAAUUGUUUAUUAACAAAAAAGAAAGUUUCGAAAGCAGGUGCAGUGUUGUUUUAGCAUACUUACCACUGCAAAAUAUUUUUUAUAUACUCUUCUGUUUUGUUCUGUAAAUAACUUUUCUACAGUGUACUGAUAAAAAAGGACAUUGGUUUUGUUACCUCACUGAGCAAUCAGAUUUUGUCUUAAACAGUCUUCAUUUCUUCAACAUAUUGAAUUUAAGCUGUUGUUGAUAAGUAAAUAAAUUAAAUUUUUACAAUUUGAAUUUGUAAAAAAAAAAUUCCUUUUAAUAUUUAAAAUCCCUGUAAUUCUUUCUCCUAAAAGUGCAGUUGUGUCUGUAUUUUGCAUUACUAAUCAGUGUUACAGUGUUGUUACUGGUGACUGCAGCCUUCAGGUUCUUUAGAUCACUGUACUCUACACUACAUAUGUCAUGACUUUUGUAUUCAGACUGAUAUGUUGUUUGUAUUGGUAAUGUUCUCUAGAUUAAUGUAUGCUACAUUACAUAUGACAUGACUAUGUACCCAGGCUGAUGCCACUUUCUGUAUGGUGAUACCACUUUCUGUAUAAUUAAUGUUGUCUAGAUUACUCAGUGUUACACUACAUAUGACAUGAUUUUCUAAACAGACUGAUAUAUUGUCUGGAUUUUUAAUGUUCUCUAGAGUAAUAUAUGCUUCACUACAUGACAUCAUUUUAUAACCAGAAUGAUACAGUGGUCUGAAUUUUUUAUGUUCUCUAGAUUAAUGUAUUCUACACUAGAUAUGACAUAAUAUUUUAUAUGCAGACUGAUAAAGUCUAGAUUUGUGUGUUCUCUAGAUCAGUGUAUGCUACACUACAUAUGACUUGAUUUUGUGACCAGACUGAUAUCACUUUCUAUAUAUUUAACAUUUUCUAGAUUAUAGUACGCUAUACUACAUGAUAUGUGUUUGUAUCCAGACUGAUACUGCUGUCUGUAUAUUUAGUGUUCUCUCAUUUAAUAUAUGCUUCACUACGCAAGACAUGAGUUUGUGUCCAGAUUUAUACUGCUGUUUAGAUUUUUAAUUUUUUCUAGACUUAUGUGUGCUACACUACAUAUGACAUGAUUUUUUAUCCAGACUGAUAUAUUUUCUGUAUUUUCAAUGUUCUGUAAAUCAAUGUCUGCAUAUUACAUGAUUUUGUAAUGAGACUGACACCACAGUGUCUCGACUGUCAGUGUUAUCUAGAUAAUGUUAUCAAGAUUACUCUAUGCUUCACUAAUAAUGCCACAAUAAUACCCGUUAUAACUGCUAUUACUAUUAAUAACAUACUAUUAGUACUGCUAUAUUUAUUCUGUCUACUAAUGGUAACACAAAUAUUUUACUAUUAUGUUAACACUAGUAAUACAAACAUCAAUGAUACUAACACUACUAAUAUUUUACUAACACUACUAAUACUAACACUAGUAAUAUUUUACUAACA
Messenger RNA from Gigantopelta aegis, 3709 nucleotides. RefSeq lists its product as uncharacterized. Lineage: Eukaryota; Metazoa; Mollusca; Gastropoda; Neomphalida; Peltospiridae. The record is from RefSeq and is a predicted model, not a curated record. Bases 3 to 1919 code for a protein of 638 amino acids. The transcript has 4 exons.